CGGUUCCGUCCACGCCAGCUGUGCGAGUCCGAUCGGUGCGCUGUGGCCGUUUCCAGUGAGGCUCUUGAAAAACGAGCAGAAGCGGGGCUAGGACUCACCUCCGCGCCUUCGAACGAGUCGUGAGCCUGCCCGCGACCGGGGAGGUCGAAAGGCACCCGCGGUCACCCCGCCCAGGACAGCGAAGGGGUGGCGGGCGGACGAGCCCUGGGGACCCGCUUCUGUUGCCCGAGGUCAGGGCCGCUCGCUCCGCGCCGCUCGCCCCGCAGGGUCCCGUGAUGGCGGCGGCGUGGAUGGACCCGGCGCAGGUGUCCGUGACCUUCGAUGAUGUGGCCGUGACCUUUACCCGGGAGGAGUGGGGGCAGCUGGACCCAGCCCAGAGGACCCUCUACCAGGAGGUGAUGCUGGAAAACUGUGGGCUCCUGGUGUCCCUGGGCUGUCCUGUCCCCGGACCUGAGCUGAUGUACCAGCUGGAGCACGGGCAGUGGCUGUGGCCGCUGAAGAAAGGCCUCCCUCAAAGCGCCUGUGCAGGUGACAAAGAAAAACUUAAGACUACAGAAACUACCACUUGUAAGCCAGCCCUGUCUGAGGGAACCUCACGCCAGGAACAACUAUCAGAAGAAGCUCCAGGGAACUCCCAGGUGGGCCAAACCGAGGAUCAGAAUGGGCCAUUGGAGAUGCAAGAAAGACACUUGGAACCAGAAAUAGACCCCCAGAAGGAGAAGCUCCCUGGGAAGGCGAGCUCUGAACAUGGUGGCUUAGGGACAACGGAUGGUGUGUGUUCAGUGGUUGUCCCAGAGCCAGUCCCCCCAGGACAUGCUGUUGAUGACCAUGACUCAUGUGGAUCAGGUAAAGAUCCCGUGAUGCAGGAAGAGGAAAAUACCUUUAAAUGCAAUGAAUGUGGGAAAUUUUUUAACAAGAAACGCCUCCUUGCUCGACAUGAGAGGAUUCACUCUGGAGUUAAGCCCUAUGAAUGCACAGAGUGUGGGAAAACAUUUAGUAAGAGCACUUACCUUCUUCAGCACCACAUGGUCCACACAGGGGAGAAGCCCUAUAAGUGCAUGGAGUGUGGGAAGGCCUUCAACCGCAAGUCACACCUUACACAACACCAACGGAUUCACAGUGGCGAGAAGCCUUACAAGUGCAGUGAAUGUGGAAAGGCCUUCACCCACCGCUCCACUUUUGUCUUGCAUAAUAGGAGCCACACUGGAGAAAAACCCUUUGUGUGCAAAGAAUGUGGAAAAGCCUUCCGAGAUAGACCAGGUUUCAUUCGACACUACAUCAUCCACAGUGGCGAGAAUCCCUAUGAAUGCUUUGAGUGUGGCAAGGUCUUCAAACACAGGUCAUACCUCAUGUGGCACCAGCAGAGUCACACUGGGGAGAAGCCCUAUGAGUGCAGUGAGUGUGGGAAAGCUUUCUGUGAGAGUGCAGCCCUCAUUCACCACUAUGUCAUUCACACUGGGGAGAAGCCCUUUGAGUGCCUCGAGUGUGGGAAGGCCUUUAACCACAGGUCAUACCUCAAGAGGCACCAGCGCAUUCACACUGGGGAAAAGCCUUAUGUGUGCACUGAAUGUGGAAAGGCCUUCACCCACUGCUCAACUUUUAUCUUGCACAAAAGGGCUCACACUGGAGAAAAACCUUUUGAGUGCAAAGAAUGUGGGAAAGCCUUUAGUAACCGGGCAGACCUCAUUCGACACUUCAGUAUCCACACUGGAGAGAAGCCCUAUGAAUGCAUGGAAUGUGGGAAGGCCUUCAACCGUAGGUCAGGCCUCACAAGACACCAGCGGAUUCACAGUGGAGAGAAGCCCUAUGAAUGCCUUGAGUGUGGGAAAUCCUUUUGCUGGAGCACAAAUCUCAUUCGACACUCCAUCAUACACACUGGAGAGAAGCCCUAUGAGUGCAGUGAGUGUGGAAAGGCCUUCAGUCGCAGCUCAUCCCUCACUCAGCAUCAAAGGAUUCAUACUGGGAGAAACCCUGUCAGUGUAACAGAUAUGGGGAGACCUUUCACAAGUGGGCAGUCCUCAGUCAACCUCCAAGAGCUUCUACUGGGGAAAGACUUUUUGAAUGUAACCACAGAAGAAACAUCUUACUCAGAAUCUGAUCAUUCAUACCAAAGAGAAACCCCACAGUUUUCUUCCCUAUGAGAAAACUUUAUGUUGUAGGAUACCAACUGUCAUCUAAAGAAUCAUAUUCAAAAUUGAUCCAGCUAGAGCCUUAUUCUACAUCCAAGAAUUCAUCCACUAGAGAGACCAGUGGUGAUUAUGCCCUUAGGAAAAUCUUGAGCUACAGCUUUCUCCUUAGUUUACACUGCAGUGUUAUCUCAGGAAAAUCUUUUUUUUAAAGGAUAGACUUAGAAAAUGAACAACAAACAGUUUAUUACAGACUUCUUUGUCAAGACUAUGGCACUUCAUCUGUGGUCAUGGAUUCCUUAGUUUACUUGGAAGAGAAGAGUUUUAUUUAUGAGGCAAAGGACCUAGAUUCUUUAUGUAUCAUGUAUAUACAUUCACUCCUGUCCAAUGUCAGGAGAAUUAGACAGUUGAGGGCAGGUUUGGAAACUUUCAUUGAACAGCUUUGUUCUAAAACAUUUUCUCUACUCUUAAGGAACUUAAUUUUUGCUGGAAACAUUAAAGCUUGAGCCAUCAAAUACGUUUAUUUUUGAGGAGAUAAGAAUGCACAUAUGAAUGGGCACAUUUUAUUUGCACCAGUUAAGACUACUUAAGGCUUUGGUAUUUAAAAAACUAACCUUUUCUUCAUGUGUUUUAAAGAACUAAUACUCAGACUUUUUCUUGUCCUGUGCUGUCGGUUUACUUGAUUGCUAUAGUUACAUGUAAAUAUUUUAAUUGGGUAGUUAUUCCUCUCUAUUCUUUUUAAAAACUUAUUAAGUACCCCUUAUUACUUUGAAUUUCCACAUAAACUUUUGGAUAAGCUUGUCUAAUUUUACAAAAAAUAUAUAUAUAUAUUGAAUUUUGAUAGAAACUGAGUUAAAUUGUCUAAUUGGUUAAGAAUUAGGAUCUUUACUGUGUUGAGUCUUCCAAAUCAUGAAUGUAAUAUGUCUCUACAUUUAAGUAUUUCUUGAUUUGUUUUGUUACUGUUUUACAAAUUUCAAUAAUAGGUCCUAUACAAUUUUUAUAAGAUUUGUAUCUAUGGUUUUUUUUUAAGUGAUUAUACAGUAUUGCUUUUCAACUUCCAGUUUCCACACAAUCUUUGCUAGUAUACAGAAAUAUAACUAUUUUGGAUGUUAUUUUAGUAUCCUCAACCUUGCUGAAUUGUAGCCAUUUCUUUUGAUAAUGGGAUUUUCCAUAUAGAAAUAUUACCUGCAAAUAGAGACCAUUUUAUUUCUUUUUUCCCACCUGUGUAAAUACUAUUUCCUUUUCUUGCCCUACUGCAAUAGCUAGGGUUUCCAAUAUGUUGAAUAGUUGUAGUAAAAAAGGAUAUCAUUGCCUGGCUUCUGAUAUUAAGGGGAAAAUAUUCAGUUUUUCAUCAUUAAUUAUGAUGUAAGGUUUUCUUCAUAGAGUUUUCUUACCAAUUUUAGAAAGUUUCCCUUAUUUCUAAUUUGGUGAGGUAUUUUAGUUACUGUGCAUGGGUACUGAAUUUUGUCAAAUACUUUCUCUGUAUAUCAAUUGUUGUAAUCAUUUUUUACCCUUCUGUAGCCUAUUGAUAAUGAUGUAUUACAUUUGAGUUUUGAAUAUUGAAACAGCCUUGUAUCCUUGGAAUAAGCCCCACUUGGUCAUGGGGUAUAAUUAUUUUUAUAUAUUACAGUAUUCAAUAUGCUAGUGUUUUGUUGAAGAGAUUUUCCUUCAUGAGUAAUAAUGAUAUGUAGCUAGCUUCCUUUUUUUUUUUGGUAGUGUAUCUGAACUUAGUGUUUAGGUGAUACUGACCUCCCAACAUGGGUUGGGAGAUGUUCCUUCUUUAUUUUGAAGACAGUGUGUAGAAUUGGUUUUAUUUGUUAUUUUAAUAUUUGUUAGCAAUUCUCCAGUGAACCAUUUAGGCCUGGAGAGUUUUCUUUGGAUGCUUUUUAAUUAUGUAUUUAUUUUAUUUAAUGUGUAUAGAAUUACUCAGAGUAUUUCAUAUUGGAUGAAUUUUCAAUGUAUCUUUUUCUAGGAAUUAAUCCAUUUCAUCUAAAUUUUCUUUUUUGUUUCAAGUAUUCUUUUAUUAUCUUUUUGAUGGCAGCCAAAUGUAUACUUAACUGUUUUAUUCCUGAUAUUGGAAAGGUGUCAACUCUCUUUUUAUCUUUGCCAGUGUUUGUAGAGAUUUAUCUAUCUUUUUGAUCAUUUCAAAGAACCAGCACUUUAUAGCAUUGUUUUUUCUCUCUUUGUUCCUACAUUCACUGAUUUCUGUUCUGAUCUUUAUUAUAUCCUUUCUCCUACUUGCUUCAGUGGUAUUUUUCUCUGCAGUUUCUGGAGGUAGGUGCUUACAUUAUUGAUUUGAGAUCUUUUAUUAUUCUAAUGUGAGCAUUAAAUUCUGUACAUUUCCCUCAGCACUGUCUUAGCUUUACCUCAAAUUUUAAUGUUUUAAUUACAUUUCAGUCAGUUCUAAAUAUUUAUUCAAAUCUUCCUCUCUAACCCAAGGGUUAUUUAUAAGUAUUUUGCUCAAUUUCCUAGUGUCUGGAGUAUUUUGUGUUCUCUUUUUCUUAUUGAUUUGUUUUAUGUUUGACUUGGCUGUUUAAAUUUGUUUAGGUUUGUUUUAUGACCCAGGAUAAGGUCUAUCUUGAUGAAUGUUCUGUAACCCUGCUUAAAAAGAAUGUGUAUUCUACUGUUGGGUGGAGUUUGUAUAAAUAUCGACAUCAUCCUAUUGGUUGAUAAUGUUAUUCAGAUUUUUAGUAUCCUUGCUGAUUUUCUGUCUAGUAUUUCUAUCAGUAGCUGAGAGGGGUUGUUGAAGUACUUCAAUGUAAUUCCCAGAAUUGUCUAUUUCUCCUUUAAGUUGUAUCAGAUUUCACUUCAUGUAUUUCAAAGCUCUGUUGUUUGGUGCAUACCCGUUAGGACUGCUGUGUCAUCUUGGUGUAUUGACCCUUUUAUCAUUAUGUAAUGUCCCUUUUUGUCCCUGUAAAUUUUCUUUGAAGUAUACUCUACCUGAUAUUAAUAUAGUCACUAUUGUGUUUUUUGGUUAGUGUUUGCAUGGCUUAUAUUUCUCAAUAAUUUUAUUUUCAACCUUACCUGUACUGUUAUAUUUGAAGUAAGUUUCUGUGAAUAGCAUGUACUGCAGUCAUGCUUUCUUUUUAUCCAUUACUAUUUCUGUUGUUAAUCGGUAUAUUUAGACCAUUUAAAUUUAAAAUAAUUAUUGAUAUGUUAGGGCUUACAUAUGCCACUGUAUGAUUUGUUUUUUCUUGUUCCCUUUUUAUCUGGGUUUUUGUUUGUUUUUUGUUUUUUGCCUUCCUGUGGCUACUUUAAUUUUUAGGAUUCCAUUUGAUGUAUUUAUGAUGUUUUUGAGUAUAAUUCUUUAUAUCCCAAUUGUAUUGUAUGUAUAUAAGUUAUCACAGUUUAUGGUAUCAACAUUUUAGCACUUUGUUAUGUAGAAACCUUAUCUCCAUUCAGUCCCUUUACAUUCCCCAUUCUUUACUAUAAUUGUCUUAAGUAUUUCCUUUUCAUACACCAAAGCACCAUAUUGGAUGAUGGUCUUUUUUGCUUCAACUGUCAAGCAAUUUUUACAAAACUCAUGAGAAGUACAGUCUGUUUACUUCUAUUUUAAUCCAUUGUUCUUUCUUCCUUCUUGAAAUUAUAAGAUUUCUUCUUUUAACAUUUCCUUUUUCUUUUUUUCCUGAUUUAUGAUUGGGUUACAUCCCAAUAAGCCCAUAUAAAGUUGAAAAUAUCAAAUAAGCCACAAAUGCAUUUAAUACACCUAACGUACUGAACAUAAUAGCUUAGUCUUGCCAUCCUUAAAUGUUCUCAAAACACUUACAAUAGCCUAAAGUUGGGCAAAAUCAUCUAUUUUAUAAUAACAUGUUGAGUAUCUCGUGUAAUUUAUUGACUGCUGUACCGAAAGUGAAAAAGAAUGGUGGUAUAGGUACUCAACAUACACAGUUGAUAGCUCACUGGGCCUGAAGAAUGUUUGAAGCAUUGAACUAAAAUUAAUUGCUAGAUGAUAGGGAUGCUACGGUGAUGGGGUCAUCAAUUUCCCUAUUGAUGACCCAGGAAUAACUGAUAGAAGGCACUGGGGCAUCAGAACUUGUGUUCUUCAAGAAAACAAUAAAGUCUUGGCUGAAUAAUUUGUUUCUUUAUAUAUUUGUAACAAGCAGGAGCAUCCUGUGUCUGCCCAUCAGCUCUUGCAAAUUUCUCAUGAUUGAUGUUUAUUUCUUCUAGCAUUUGUACACCAGUGCUCAUAGUUGCAAAUGCCUCUGCCAGUUUCUUUGCUGUGAACUUUCUUGGUUCCUUAGGUAUAACAUCUUAUUCCUUUGCCUCAAAUUCUUUGUUUCUCCAGUUAACUCCUUGUUGGAAAGUUCUUCAGCCCCAAUGCCAACAAUGUUAUCAAUAUCCUCUUCAUCAAUAUCCAUUUCUGUUUCUCAAGCAUUAAUAUCUUGUUACUAUUUCAUCAAUAGCAGACUUUGUUAAAGCUUUUGAAUGUGUUCACAUGUCUUCAAACCUUCCAGCUGACAUUCAUGCUUUGUGUGUCUUCCCAUGCAUCAUUCAUUGAUGGUCCGGGCAGCAUUUAGAGUUUACAACCUUUCCAAAACUCUCAGAUCGUUUGGCCAGAUUCAGUGCUUCAACUGCCUGCAGGAGCUUUUGUGUAAAUAAUAUGCUUUGAAUGUAGUUGCUGUGCGUAGGUCCAUUGGUUGAGUGGGUACAGUCAUGUUGGUGGCAGAUACACAACCUUUACAUCAAGAUGCAUGUCGCCAGUGUGCUGGGGAUGCCCUGGAGCAUUCUCUAAGAUCAGAAGAAUCUUGAAUGAGGUGUUGUUUUGCCUACAGUAUUCUCUUGCCUACAGAAUAAAAGAGUUCAAAACCA
Molecule: messenger RNA, 6935 nt
Organism: Manis pentadactyla (Chinese pangolin)
Lineage: Eukaryota; Metazoa; Chordata; Mammalia; Pholidota; Manidae
Product: zinc finger protein 805-like
Exons: 4
Coding region: 276-2141 (621 amino acids)
Biological process (GO): regulation of transcription by RNA polymerase II
Cellular component (GO): nucleus
Molecular function (GO): RNA polymerase II cis-regulatory region sequence-specific DNA binding; DNA-binding transcription factor activity, RNA polymerase II-specific
Source: RefSeq, a predicted model, not a curated record